ACAAACAUGGCUUAUAUAUAAUGAGAACCAAUAUCAAGAUGAAUAGCAUUCAGGCGGAUGUGGAACAGUUGUUUUAUUCACGACACAGCCGUCGGAUUCAAUCACAAUCACUCUAUGACACUGUUCGAAAUGGAUAUAUAUUUUCGAAACUUUUCUGUCCCUAAAUUCAUUCAUUUCGCUCAAAUCAAGCAUUCAAAGCUACCUAACCUAGUUACCUGACCUACAUUCCAAUACCCUAAGCAAAUACGGAUACUUCUCAAUCCAAUCACUGUCGCUUAAGAAACCCUGAAGGUAUUUUACAUUCAGAGCAACAAUGAGUACCUUACAGAGGAUCAGAGAGUCCCGGCUGUACUGCCCGCAGCACAGGCUCCUAACUUGCAAGGUAUGUUUGCAUAGUGUAAAUAUUGGCAACCACGGAACCCUUCCGAUGGAUACAUCUGGGUUUCCCUGUGCCGAGUCGGCUCACAGUGUUGAUCCACGGUUCGAACUAGCCCAGAAAGUUGUCGCUGAUCUGGGGUAUGUAGACGGCUUGCAUCCAGAUGAACGGUAUAAGCAGGUGAAUCCUGAGGUGCCGAAGUUUAUCAACGACGGCCACCUUUAUUACGACUGCGAGGCGUGUGGCCUCACUUAUGCCGCGGGAGGCGGACCUGGGUCCUUCGGUGCCCAUCCUUCUCAUAUCUGCUCGGAUGGCGAGCGAUAUGUGAUUGCUGUUCUACGGCCAAAGAAGUUCCUUCGCGCCACGGAGAAAAUCGAGUGUCAGGCGCACUUCAAUUUUGGACAUGAGUCCAAAAUGAACAUCAGCUAUCAGUGUGUAGCAAAGUCCGACGAUGGAACGAUCGAUUGGAACCUGGACAAUGUUGAAAUAGCGGCUUUAACCCGACUACUUCACCACGUAGCAGAUGUAGUCGUCCCAUACAGGAGGAAAUUUGUAGACAACUACAUAUAUGCCAACAGCGCCUAUUUCGCUGGUCAGGCCCGACGAUUCCAGCUGCUAGUGGUUACGCCCCUGAAAGAGCCUUUGCUCCAUUUCUUGGGCAAAGUCAUCGGUAUGAAAUAUAGCACUAAGAGGAAAGCAUACAUCGAACGGGGUAAACUGGGAUUCGUGACGAAGAAGUAUCCCGCGACAGAGGAGCGACGAUAUCAAAUAUCGAGCUUCAUCCGGAUGAUUAAGCAUCUAGCUGCCGAGGGUAUCCAAGUCCACUGGUGGCCCGGACAAGCUGACUCGCUUAGAGCGGCAAGAAAGUACUUCUUGACAGAGCCUUAUGUGGUCGGAAUGGAUCACGCUCCCAACGUGCUUUCUUCGGAAGAAGUAGAGCCCAAUGAUGAGGUGGCAGAGGACGACCUGGUACCGGGCGAUUCAUUUUGGGGUUUGCCCGAUCACCACGAAUUCCAGGCCGUUCAAUACGCCAUGACUCCUGAUGACGACGGCCCUGAGCAGCAAGCAAUCCGGGAUAGUUUGGACGUCUCGGGUGAAGAAAAUAGCGAUUAAAGGGAUGGCUUCUGUUUCCCUUUAACAUAGCUCGACAUGCGGUAUCUAGGUAUCUCCAGCGUUUCUACGUAAACAUCCUGAAAGUAUGUAGGUAGCCAGGUAAUGGCCAUAAACAAAUGAAAAUAAAUAAUUGAAAUAGAUUUGAUUAUUCAAAUCCUCACCUCUAUGUAUAGUGUUUAAAGCCUUAUGAUGCCAAGUUGUACUCAGUUGACAAAUAACAGCUUUGAAGUUUCGUAGAAAAAGACUUGAAGUCCAUCCAAUUUAGUAAAGUUUCAAGAGAUUUAUCAAAGACCUUG
Messenger RNA from Daldinia caldariorum, 1785 nucleotides. RefSeq lists its product as uncharacterized. Bases 314 to 1489 code for a protein of 391 amino acids. The transcript has a single exon. The record is from RefSeq and is a predicted model, not a curated record. Lineage: Eukaryota; Fungi; Ascomycota; Sordariomycetes; Xylariales; Hypoxylaceae.